This is a messenger RNA of Xylaria bambusicola, 1422 nucleotides long. RefSeq lists its product as uncharacterized. Lineage: Eukaryota; Fungi; Ascomycota; Sordariomycetes; Xylariales; Xylariaceae. The transcript is spliced from 6 exons. The record is from RefSeq and is a predicted model, not a curated record. Bases 149 to 1120 code for a protein of 323 amino acids.
UGUUCCACUCUGCACUAGCAGCACUGCCCACACGCACGCACUUCCUCAAAGACUUCAUCUUUCCGAUUCCCGUCGUGUACCUUUCCCCCCUCGAGGCCUGUGUGCAAGGCUGGAUCAAUAAGCGAGGCGGCUUGCGCUCAACGUCACGAUGCCUUUCAUUACUUUGCCCAUCUACGAAGGGGUGGGAAUCACAUUGAUUGUCAUCGCGAGCGUCCUGGUCGGCGCGCGGUGCUUUGUGAACUACCAUGCGUCGAAUGGGAAAUUAAAUACGCACGACUACAUGUCGAUUGUUGGCUGGAGUUUUUUAGUCACAACAUAUGCAGUCAAUGACAUCGUCGUACGAGCCGUAUCGGUUCCCGUCCAGAACCUCGACUUGCCACUCCUUUUUAGGCUCGCUAUUGUUAUCAUCAUUCUAGUGCAAGGCACCCUGUGGUUUACCAAAGCGCCUAUCCUCUUCCUCUAUGUCAAGCUUUUUGGCAUUCAUCGCUGGCUACUGUACAUCUCGUGGGCCACUCUCCUGGUUACGGGGCUUGUCUAUGUUGCUGGACUUAUAUUCACACUGGUCUCGUGUGCAACCGACGACCUCACGUUGAUUGCAUACCAACAAUGCGCCCAUGACAAUACUCUCACCGGAGUCAUAUCUGGCUUUGUGUCCGUAAUUGCCGACGCCGUCAUAUUCAUUUUGCCUAUUCCUGUUAUCUUCAGUUUACAACUAGAGACCUCGAAGAAGAUUGGGCUCAGCGUUACUUUCCUCUCUGGUAUAUUGGGUAUUGCGGCUUCUGUUGUUGCCCUUUACUACAAAUACGUGGCUUUAUUUGGCGAUGGUACUCAGUUGAUCGCACCAAUCUUCUUCUUCACUAUUGAAGCUUUCGUGGCCAUGGCUGUUGGUUGCGCCCCUGCCAUUAGGUCUUUCUGGAUUCGAUAUAUUUCAAAGACAAAUUUGGACAGCAGCACUGCCUCGGAGUCUGCAUAUAGCCACGUUCUUAGCCGUACUUCUAGAAAACCCCCAAGAAACCCCACAGUCACUGACUGGGAACGGAGUGACGAGCACAUCAAUAGGAACUCGUACAGAAGCUCGCCGUCGGGACAUUUAGGGCACUCGCCAAUACAGGACGUUUGACCAAUUCCCCAUUACGAAAACAGGUUAAAAGAAAAUUAAUGCACGAAAUGUAAAAAAUUCAUUGAGGAUAGAGCCAAAAUCGAUACCCAUGCUGUGUUUAAAGAGACUUGUUCGGCAAGCGAUUUACGAAUCGGCUGUGCUGAUAAUUGAAUUACGAUAGCGAGGAUAUGGUUUGGAAUCGGAAUGAGGAUAGGAAUGUACGAGUCUAUUUAUGUAUAUAUAACCUUUUAGCAAAAGCUACAAUUCCAGACGUCUUUGUUGGUUAGAUAGCAAAUUCAAACUAGUUGACAGGGGAUUUCCAG